Coffea eugenioides is the source of this 864-nucleotide messenger RNA. Its product is annotated as protein LIGHT-DEPENDENT SHORT HYPOCOTYLS 10-like. Lineage: Eukaryota; Viridiplantae; Streptophyta; Magnoliopsida; Gentianales; Rubiaceae. Gene Ontology annotation, cellular component: nucleus. Gene Ontology annotation, biological process: response to light stimulus; mRNA transcription. The coding region runs from base 85 to 687 and encodes 200 amino acids. The record is from RefSeq and is a predicted model, not a curated record. The transcript has a single exon.
UCUUUAGUCUUUCCCAUACACAAAACCUUCUCAAAUUAAGCUCCUUAAUUCCCCAAAAAAAAAAAAAAAAUUUGUGCAUCAAACAUGAUGUCUAGUAGCCAUGGUCACCAAGGAAUUAUAGAAUUAGGAGAAGGAUCAUCAUCAUCAUCAUCAAGAUCAUCAGCUUCAGCGGUACAAGUACCAGCAACUCAUGAUCAUCCUGAUCAACAGCAGCAACCAGCUCAAGGCCAAUUGAGCAGGUACGAGUCUCAAAAACGUCGCGAUUGGAACACUUUUGGGCAGUAUUUGAGGAAUCAGAGGCCUCCAGUUCCGUUGUCGCAGUGCAGCUUCAACCAUGUGUUAGAUUUUCUGAGAUAUCUCGACCAGUUUGGGAAGACUAAGGUGCACUUGCAAGGUUGCGUGUUUUUCGGCCAUCCUGAGCCAGCAGGGCCGUGCACUUGUCCACUCAGGCAAGCUUGGGGAAGCCUUGAUGCACUCAUUGGACGCCUCAGAGCUGCCUACGAAGAAAAUGGUGGUUUACCUGAUAAAAACCCUUUUGCUAGUGGUGCCAUUCGUGUUUAUCUUCGCGAGGUAAGAGAUUCCCAAGCUAAGGCUCGUGGUAUCCCGUACAAGAAGAAGAAGAAGAGGAAAAGUAUUCCCAUGAAGCCAAACAAUGAAAGCUCCAAUUUUCAGAUGCAGUCUUCUUGAUUGCUAUAUGUGGUAAAGUAAAUUCAUAUAAGUUUUGCUGCUUUAAGAGAUUGAGUAUGCUAUUUUCUUGUGAUAAUAUAGAGAUGGGCUAGUACUAUAUUCCCAGAUCUUUAUCUACAUAAUUAAUGUGUUUAAGUGUCACAUAUACUUUUAUUCCAGUAUUAUGUCUUAUACUGC